Messenger RNA from Penicillium brevicompactum, 1512 nucleotides. RefSeq names its product dolichyl-P-Glc:Glc1Man(9)GlcNAc(2)-PP-dolichol alpha-1,3-glucosyltransferase ALG8. Gene Ontology annotation, molecular function: dolichyl pyrophosphate Glc1Man9GlcNAc2 alpha-1,3-glucosyltransferase activity. The transcript is spliced from 6 exons. The record is from RefSeq and is a predicted model, not a curated record. Gene Ontology annotation, cellular component: endoplasmic reticulum membrane. Bases 1 to 1512 code for a protein of 503 amino acids. Lineage: Eukaryota; Fungi; Ascomycota; Eurotiomycetes; Eurotiales; Aspergillaceae. Gene Ontology annotation, biological process: protein N-linked glycosylation.
AUGGUUGAAUUAUACCCUUCUUUGGCGCAAUGCGCCAUAGUUGCAGCCGCCUUUAAGGUGCUGCUUUUCCCCGCAUACAAAUCAACGGAUUUUGAGGUUCAUCGCAAUUGGCUCGCUAUCACCCAUGCUCUCCCGAUCCAAGAGUGGUACUACGAGAAAACCUCAGAAUGGACGCUCGAUUACCCGCCGUUCUUUGCGGCCUUUGAAUGGCUAUUGUCUCAAGCUGCAGUAUAUGUCGACCCUGCAAUGCUGGUUGUGAAGAACCUGGGCUAUGAUUCCUGGCAGACUGUCUACUUCCAGAGAACAACGGUCAUAUUGACGGAAUUGGUUCUUGUCUAUGCGCUGAGCCGAUUCGUCCAAUCCGUUCCUCUGCCAAACAAAAAGGCUGCGCACGUAGCCAGCCUUUCCAUUCUGCUAUCCCCGGGUCUUUUCAUCAUUGAUCAUAUCCACUUCCAAUACAAUGGGUUCAUGUAUGGAAUCCUGAUUCUAUCCAUCGUUUUGGCUCGGAAGCAGUCCACCCUCUUGUACAGUGGUAUACUUUUCGCAGUCUUGCUGUGCAUGAAGCACAUCUACCUGUACCUUGCCCUUGCCUACUUUGUCUACUUGUUGCGCACCUAUUGUCUCGAUGCCAAAUCCAUCUUCCGACCCCGAAUUUGGAACAUCAUCAAACUUGGAGUCUGUGUGGUUGGUGUCUUUGCAAUUGCCUUUGGGCCGUUUGCGCAAUGGGGUCAGUUGUUGCAACUGAAGGACAGGCUCUUCCCAUUCUCCAGGGGACUGUGCCACGCGUACUGGGCUCCAAACAUCUGGGCAAUGUACUCGUUCACCGAUCGGGCUUUGAUUCCUCUUGCUCCUCGGCUGGGCCUCCCGGUGAACCAAGACGCGCUCACCAGUGUGACGCGAGGACUAGUUGGAGAUACCUCUUUUGCCAUCCUUCCCGAAGUCACCAAGGAGCACACGUUUAUAUUGACUUUCUUGUUCCAAUUGGUUCCUCUCAUCAAAGUCUGGCGCAAGCCAGGAUGCUGGGACACUUUUGUUGGCGCAAUCACCCUCUGCGGCUACUCAUCCUUCCUAUUUGGCUGGCAUGUCCAUGAGAAGGCUAUACUUCUCAUCAUCAUUCCUUUCAGUCUCAUCGCACUUAAAGAUCGGCGGUACUUUAGCGCAUUCCGUCCUCUUGCGGUCGCAGGGCAUGUUUCGCUGUUCCCACUUCUCUUUACUGCAGCCGAGUUCCCACUCAAAACUGUCUACACAAUCUUGUGGUUGGUUCUGUUCCUCUUCGUCUUUGAUCAAGUCGCGCCAGUGCCGGAAAGGCCCCGCAUCUUUGUGUUUGAUCGACUAUCGCUACUUUACCUGACAGUCUCCAUCCCCUUGAUUGUCUACUGCUCUUUGGGUCAUCAGCUGAUCUUUGGCUGGGACCGACUCGAAUUCCUGCCACUGAUGUUCAUGAGCAGUUAUUGUGCACUUGGCGUGGUAGGAAGCUGGGUUGGAUUUAUGGUGGUCUACUUCACUGCAUAG